AUGCCUGAAGAGUUCCAAAUAAAUGAGGGUUUUUCUCAGGCCUACAUGUCCUAUAGGCGCCGUGAAGAGAUUGACAAGUUGAAAGCGCGCUAUGGCGAUGUCAAACUUUUCUCCAAAGAUUCACAUUCGUCCCAUCCUUCUGACGAGUGCAAACAUGUCGACUCUACAGGUCCUCAAAGCUGUUCCCUGUCUACUGCUUCUUCUUCUUCUUCUUCGUCCUCCAGCUCCUCAGAUGAUGAUAUGGCUGAGCGGGAACACGAGGACUUUUUAAUACUUCUUGAUGCCCUCUGUCGCAAUGAUCCAGCUCUAAAUGAUCCAAACCGACGCUGGUUUCGCGACUCGGCACCCACCCUGUCCCCUAAUGCUGACUUUGCGGAGCCUUCGGACAAGUCUCAGAAGAAAGCGACUAAAGCCGACGAGAGGAAGCUUAAAAAGUCUGAGAUGCCUGUUUUGCUAAAGGACUAUCAUCGCGAAUUCCUGCUCAAGUGUGAUGGUGUGGAAGAUGAAGGGUUGGCGAAGGCUGGUGAGGAGGUUGCGUUGAUGGACAGCGAUGCAAUGCUAGCCAGUCUGCGGUCAGAUGCCAGUUUGGCGGUGUCCAGACAAGCGCUUAUACAGUACGUUUUUUUUGCUAUAAUUCAUUAUGCUUAUCUACCAGUUCAUGUUUCUAUAGAGUCUUUGGUUUGA
Molecule: messenger RNA, 684 nt
Organism: Protopolystoma xenopodis
Lineage: Eukaryota; Metazoa; Platyhelminthes; Monogenea; Polystomatidea; Polystomatidae
Source: the annotation of a GenBank genome assembly